This is a messenger RNA of Botrytis cinerea B05.10, 1243 nucleotides long. RefSeq lists its product as hypothetical. Lineage: Eukaryota; Fungi; Ascomycota; Leotiomycetes; Helotiales; Sclerotiniaceae. The transcript has a single exon. The record is from RefSeq and is a predicted model, not a curated record. The coding region runs from base 114 to 860 and encodes 248 amino acids.
GGCGGGUCACAAGGGAGUAAAUUGAUCAUUGGGUUGUGACAAAGUUCCAUCUGAAUUUUUGAUUUAUCAAUAACCAAUCUCAUCUACACACAGGAUAAGCCAUCAUCACAAACAUGUAUAUUCGAUCCGUCCACGCGGAAAGAGAUCUCCGUGUCCUUCGAAAGUUGAUACACGAUAACCCUCUUGGGUUUUUGACCACUGCAAUUCGAUCGUCCUCGCACCCUUUCCUUCAGACAAGUCAUAUCCCGUUCGUUUUGGAUGUCAAUGAUGAGUCUAGCGAGAUUGAACUUGGGCGGUUGAGAGGACAUCUUGCUCGACAAAACCCACAUAGCAAGGCAAUGAUCGAGGUACUGACUUCAACGCCCAAAUCAGCGAAUUUUCUUGAGGAGGAAGUCCUCGUGUUGUUUAAUGCCCCAGCCCAUCACUAUGUCACACCAAAAUUUUAUACAGAGACAAAGCCUGCUACAGGUAAAGUGGUACCAACAUGGAAUUAUGCAGCGGUACAAGCAUACGGCAGAGCCAAGAUAUUCUUUGAUUCUCGCUCGGACACGACGUCGAUGUUUUUACAGAAACAAAUAGAAGACCUGAGCCACCACAACGAGACCGUAACUAUGGGUUAUACAGGAGAAGCCGGUCGUCCGUCUGAAUGGAAAGUUUCGGACGCUCCAGAACGCUACAUUCAGUUACUUAAGAAGAAUAUUAUUGGCAUCGAGAUUGAAAUUCAUCGUUUAGAGGGCAAAUUUAAGAUGAGCCAGGAGAUGGGCCAGGGGGAUCGGAAAGGUGUUGUCGAGGGCUUUGCGAAGGUAGGUUCGGACACAGCAGACUGGAUUUCAGACACAGUUGGUCGGUGUGCGAGGUAAAUUGAAGGGUUUCUAGAAGAGCGCGAAAGCUAGAUUAACACGAUAAAUCAGUACGCAAUGAUUUCCUUUUUUAAGUAUCAUGAUUUAAUUCAGAGUUCCGCCAAAAACGUCGAUCAAGUGGGCAUCGGGGAACAUUUCGACUGCCAGCCACUGCUCUGAAUUCUUGGAAUUGCGGAUACUAGACGAACAAUUAUGUAGUAAUUUAAUUGAUGGUGACACGAUAACAUGUCCAGAAUAUGGGUAUUUGAGGGACUAGUUGUUAUGGAUAUGAUCUGACGAAAUGGACACUAUAGCAACCUAUUUGUAUACCGAAGUAGGCAAAUAAUCCACAUAAAGUGCCUCAUAAGCUACGACUUUUUCUUGACAUUCAGUUCCCAGUGGCA